Molecule: messenger RNA, 1596 nt
Organism: Morus notabilis
Lineage: Eukaryota; Viridiplantae; Streptophyta; Magnoliopsida; Rosales; Moraceae
Product: DELLA protein GAI
Exons: 1
Coding region: 1-1596 (531 amino acids)
Biological process (GO): regulation of DNA-templated transcription
Cellular component (GO): nucleus
Molecular function (GO): sequence-specific DNA binding; DNA-binding transcription factor activity
Source: RefSeq, a predicted model, not a curated record
AUGGCUGGUAAUUACCAUAUCAAUGGCAAUGAAAGGACUAAUGUUGACCAACUGAAUGGUCUUGAGCUUACUUUGUCAGCCAUGGCUUGGUACCCUUUUCCUUACAUGCCCACAUUGCAAAGCCACGUCAAUGGCCUACCCUUUUCAGAAGAGACCAGAGAACACAAGAGGAUGAGGCGAAAUGUGAGUUUCGACCCCGAAUCAGUACCGAGCAAUAAUAGUAAUAUUUUUAUUCCUUAUAGCGGCGGCAGCGGAGGAGGAAGCAGUUAUAGCAGUGGCAUCAGCCGCAGCGCCAGCACUAACAGCCUGAAUAGCCCGUCGAAGCUGCAGUUUCGCGACCAUGUAUGGACCUACUCGCAAAGAUACCUUGCGGCUGAGGCUGUCGAGGAGGCGGCUGCAGCCCUAAUGGGAGACGAUCAAGAUGGCGGAGGCUCCUCCGAUGAUGGAGAGGCCGACGAGAUUAGGCUUGUUCAGCUCCUCAUCGCCUGUGCCGAGGCCGUGGCCUGCCGGGACAAGGCUCAUGCCUCGGUGCUGCUGUCCGAGCUGAGGGCCAAUGCUUUGGUCUUUGGCUCAUCGUUUCAGAGGGUCGCUUCUUGCUUUGUCCAAGGGUUAGCCGAUCGCUUAGCGAUGGUAAGCCCACUUAGGGCAGUUGGUUUUGUGGGGUCUACGAUUGGUAACCCUGUUGAUUACCGUAAUGGUCUGGAGAAAAAGGAAGAGGCUUUACGCCUUGUUUAUGAGAUUUGCCCACAUAUUCAAUUUGGUCACUUUGUGGCUAAUGCCGCAAUAUUAGAAGCCUUUGAGGGAGAGAGUUUUGUCCAUGUUGUUGACUUGGGGUUGUCCUUAGGUCUACCGCAUGGACACCAAUGGCGGGACCUCAUACGAGGCCUCGCCGCCCGCCCCGGCCACCCGCCUAAACGCCUGCGAAUUACUGCGGUUGGCCUCGGCGAUGACAGGUUCCAAAUGAUCGGAGACGAGCUGGAGCUCUACGCAAGCAGUUUGGGAAUAAACCUGGAGUUCUUCGUAGUGAAAUUAAACUUGGAAGAUUUGAGUACUAAAGACAUAACCACUAGUGAAGAAGAAGUUAUUGUGGUAAACAGCAUUCUCCAGCUUCAUUGUGUGGUGAAAGAGAGCAGAGGAGCUUUGAAUUCUGUACUCCAAACAAUUCAUGAGCUCUCACCAAAAGUCUUGGUCCUGGUUGAGCAAGAUUCAAGCCACAAUGGGCCUUUCUUCCUUGGGAGGUUCAUGGAGGCUUUGCAUUACUAUUCGGCGAUUUUCGAUUCCUUGGACGUUAUGUUGCCUAAGUAUGACACCAAGAGGGCUAAGAUUGAGCAGUUCUACUUUGCCGAGGAGAUUAAGAAUAUCAUAUGCUGUGAAGGCCCUGCUAGGUUUGAGAGGCAUGAGAGGGUGGACCAGUGGAGGAGGAGGAUGAGCCGGGCCGGGUUCCAGGCGGCGCCGCUCAAGAAGGUGGCGCUGGCCAGGGAGUGGCUUGGGAAGAUGGAGGCUUGUGAAGGGUACACCAUUGUGGAAGAGAAAGGUUGCCUGGUGCUUGGCUGGAAAUCCAGGCCUAUUGUGGCUGCCUCUUGUUGGAAAUGCUAG